This is a messenger RNA of Cryptococcus amylolentus CBS 6039, 2229 nucleotides long. RefSeq lists its product as hypothetical. Gene Ontology annotation, biological process: fatty acid catabolic process. Bases 95 to 1819 code for a protein of 574 amino acids. Gene Ontology annotation, molecular function: amidase activity; fatty acid amide hydrolase activity. The record is from RefSeq and is a predicted model, not a curated record. The transcript has 16 exons. Lineage: Eukaryota; Fungi; Basidiomycota; Tremellomycetes; Tremellales; Cryptococcaceae.
UUUGACCCAUGGCAACGUGGUGCUGGCCCUCACCGAGUCAGCGAUAUCAAUUCCUCCCGACUAUAACCAUCUCGACAUAGACGACGCUCUUACCAUGGUCGCAAGAAGUACGGUCCAGAUCGCCAAGGCAAAGCAAGAGGAGAGGGAAAGACUUAUCUCAGAGAUGGAAUCCCUUCUCGGUUUGCAGAGCGAACAUCCGGAGGACGAGGAAGUCUUGAACACCAGACCGCAAGAGAUCGUGUGGCACCUCAAAGGGCGUAAGAUAGGAUGGACGGUCGAGAGGGUCAUGUCUGUCUAUAUUCGUGCCGCUUGUGCCGCUCACCGAAAGACGAAUUGCUUGACUGAGGUCCUCUUCAAAGAAGCCCUUGAACAAGCCAAGAGUCAUGAUCGAGAGUAUGCGACAUUUGGAAAGGCUCACGGCGCGUUCUGGGGUCUUCCUUCGAGUUUCAAAGAUACCUAUAACAUCAAGGGCGUGGAUAGCUCCCUGGGUUGUUCUCCGUACUGCUUUGAUCCUAUCCUGGAUGCUGAAGAUGAGGGAGGCCUCGUCAAAGUCUUCCGGGCUGGCGGAGGGAUCCCAUUCUGCAAGACAAACAUCCCCCAGACUCUUCUCGCUUUCGAAUGCCGCAACCCCGUCUUCGGCCAAACCUCCAAUCCCGGCGCGUCAGAUAGGACUUGCGGUGGCAGUUCAGGCGGAGAAGCUGCGCUUGUGGCUCUUCGAGGCAGUCCCAUAGGAUGGGGGUCUGAUAUCGGCGGAUCGCUAAGGAUCCCUGCUCAUUAUAGCGGGAUAUGCGGACUCAAGCCUGUCGUUGGGAGGUGGCCUCAAAAUGGGAGUCGUUCGAGUGUGAAGGGAUUUGAGGGUAUCAAGGGCGUUGUGGGUCCAAUGGGACGGACUGUCGACGACCUCAUCUUUUCCACGCGCUCAGUGUUCAAUACGAUCCAUGAGCCUUCCACCGAAUUGCCCGGUGAGCAAUUGUUGCCCAUCCCUUGGAGGGAAGUCGAGCUCCCGAAGAAGCUGAAGGUGGGCUAUUGGGUCGAUGACCACGCUAUCAAAGCUAGCCCAGCCUGCGCCCGAGCGGUGUUGGAGAGUGUACAAGCCCUGAAGAAGGCUGGUCACGAAGUCAUUGCUUUUGAUCCCCCGGAUGUACCGAAAGCCCUCCAAAUCUUUGCGGGAUUGACGUCCUCCGACGGGUACAAGACCCUGCUUAGCAACAUCGGAAGCGAUCCUAUGGAACCCUCAAUGAACCUUGUCAUCAAGCCCGUAAAGCUUCCAGGAUGGAUACUGCGCAUCCUGGUCUGGCUUAUCGCGAAGGUUACUGGAGAUCAGCUCUUCGCGGAUGUUCUUUCCAAUUGUCGUCAAAAGAGUACACAAGAGUUUCUGCAGUAUACGCAUAGAAGAAAUGUGUAUAUUGACAAAUUCAGAAGAGCUGCUUGGGACGAUAAUAAGUUCGACAUUUUGUUGACCCCGACUCAGGCCGUACCUGCUCUCAAGCACAACCAGACUGAAUGGCUCUCUCCCCUCUCUAUCGCCACGAUUCUCUUCAAUGUUGUCGACAGCACCGUCGGUGUCCUUCCCGUCACCCGCGUCAGCAAGGACCUUGACACCCUGCCCAGCGACUGGCUCGAGGGCAGUACCGGCUCGAAGCUUCUGCAGGAAAGAACUUAUAUCGGGAAGCCUGGCAAGACGGAGCCUGCGUAUGUGCCGGAGCAGAUGCAUGGCUUACCUGUCGGGGUGCAGGUCGUCGGAAAAGCUUGGGAAGAAGAGAAGGUUUUGAAGGUGAUGAAGCUCUUGGAAGGUCUGGUUGGCUAUGAGACUCGAUAGAGGUAUUGUAGAUUCAUAUUUGUAAGAGUACUUUCUCCUGUUAUGCCCAAUCCGGUGCAGUUUUCCGAAGCUUUUCAAAGUCGUCUCGCUUGAUACCCUUCGUUGCCCAUCGAUUCAACAUAUCCUGCGCCUCUUUGGACGUACGUUGAUUGAUGGCAUGCACGAUCAUAUGUUCCGCCAUUCCGCUAUCGACCCCACAUCGACUCUUUAUCUUGCCUUUGAUUUCUGCAAGCUUUUUGACAUCAAACCUAUGUGGCCCACCACCAGUGUAACCCCCACCGAUAUACACGUUCAAAGAUUUGGCGAGAGGGAUGACCUUUCUCUCAAAUUCGCGCCUGGAAAGGGGUCGCUGAAUGUACGCCAACCAUUUGACGUGGUCCUCUUUGGACCAUUGCUUUUGCGCCAUGGCC